CUCUGUACUAUAAAAGUAGCGAUUCGCUUCUUCUGCCUGCACAAACUUGCUCCUUUCAUCUUUCUGUCGAACUGUUGAUGCACAGGACGAUGCUCCCUCGGCUUCUUUUACCCCUGUUCGUCUUUUUCUCCUUUUUCUUGCAAUAUUCACUUGCCCAACCUGCCGGAUGUCCGAGAUGUCCUUUAAUAUCACCACCACCUCGUCCCAACCCUUUGAUCAAUCGCCGCCCGCGAGCCCCGCUAUACCCACCAUCACUUAAUCUCAUGCCCCGCCGCCCACCCAACAAUCCUGGACCCUUGGCUAACAGAGCUAGGAUUCUCUUCAUCACCCAGGAGCUCAAAAGGAACAUCACCUACGACCCCCAAAACUUUACCGGCACCUGGGUCGGCAACAACUACUGCCUCUUCAAGGGCUUCUAUUGUGACACUGUGCCUGACUUGAACAUCACCGGACUCGCCGGCAUUCUCUUCAACGGCGCGAGGUUUGGCGGCCGCUUCUUAAACUUUUACCGCUUUAUCCGCAACUUGCCCGACAUUGCCAUCUUCCAUGCCAACUCCAACAACUUCAGCGGCGUGAUUAACCGAAAUCUCAACCAGUUGCGCUAUUUCUACGAGCUCGACCUGAGUAACAACAAGUUCCUCGGAGGGUUCCCCUCGAGUGUCAUCGGCGCCACCAAUCUAACCUUCGUGGACCUUAGGUUCAACACUUACGCCGGGCAGGUCCCGGCUUCGUUGUUCAACGUUGACACCGACGUGUUGUUCAUCAACAACAACGGGUUCAACCGGUCAAUUCCAGCUGGCACAUUCGGAAACACGCCGGCACUCUUCCUCACCCUAGCCAACAACAAGUUCACCGGCGGCAUUCCUCGGAGUAUCGGCCGAGCUUGGAGGACCCUACUGGAGGUGCUAUUCUUGAACAACAGGUUGACGGGUUGUCUCCCAUUUGAAAUCGGGUACUUGAUAAAGGCCACCGUGUUCGACGUCGGCGGCAACCUCUUGACGGGGACGAUACCGCAGUCAUUCGGGUGCUUGCAAAAGCUGCAGCUACUAAACCUGGCGCACAACGAGUUCUACGGGACGAUACCGGAGAACUUGUGCCGACUACCGAACGCGUACAAUUUCUCGCUGUCAUACAACUACUUCAGCCAAGUCGGGCCGGCGUGCCUGAGGUUGAUAAGGGCGAGGAGGCUUGACGUGAGGAGGAACUGCAUUGUGGGGCUCCCGCAGCAGAGGUCGGCCGCCGAGUGUACGCGUUUCUCCGCGAGGGCUAAAAGCUGCGCCCGAGCGAAUACUUUCAACUUCGUUCCCUGUAAGCUAGCUACUAGUACGGCUAAUUUGGCUGAUGCAGAGGAUGAGGAAGAAGGGCGGCGUCUUGCUACAAUUGAUGAGAUGCCAGCUCCUACACCGAGGACCUACGCUGCGCUCGAGAAGCCUCACCAUUGAUGAUCGAUCGGAUGACAUUAUUAUCCAAUUGGUCCAUCUAGUGCUCUGUUUGUUAUCCCUGCUAUCUGCGUGUGUUGUAAGAGGCUUAAUUAAUUGUCUUCUUUCUUUCUUUUUUCGUCAGAAUCGGAACAUUGUGGCUAAUUGUAAUUAGGUUCAAGCGUUUCGCGUUUGCUUGGUAUGUAAUGUAACUACUUUUUAUUUGGGAUGUUAGAUCUUUCAUCUGAAAUUAAUAAAAUCUUGGUGUUUGUGUU
Molecule: messenger RNA, 1693 nt
Organism: Corylus avellana
Lineage: Eukaryota; Viridiplantae; Streptophyta; Magnoliopsida; Fagales; Betulaceae
Product: leucine-rich repeat extensin-like protein 6
Molecular function (GO): protein binding
Source: RefSeq, a predicted model, not a curated record